Messenger RNA from Ostrea edulis (European flat oyster), 9307 nucleotides. Its product is annotated as nuclear mitotic apparatus protein 1-like. Bases 350 to 7591 code for a protein of 2413 amino acids. The transcript is spliced from 26 exons. Lineage: Eukaryota; Metazoa; Mollusca; Bivalvia; Ostreida; Ostreidae. The record is from RefSeq and is a predicted model, not a curated record.
GCUCAAAUUCGAAGAUCGUAAACUGUAAAUUUCACGUAAAUAGACCUCCAGCUGUAUUUGUCACUGAAAGUGAACCAGUGGGCCAACUUCAACAAAAGCUUAACCACAACUCAUCAUUUUGUAAAAGGGAUUUCAGUUUGUUCAAAUGAAGGGGCAUGUCUCUUUCAAAGGGGACGUAAUUUAGAUUAGGAAAAGUGAAGAUAGGGUGGUGUCUUUGAAGAAAUCUUCUCAAGAAACACAACAGGGCUCCCACUGGAGCAAGGAGAGAAUUUUGUAUCUUCAUGUUUUAAUGCUAUGGCAAAGUAACUGGUUUUUAACUUGCUUGACAUAGUGGCACCUAUUUGGGGAAAUGGAUCCAGGAAAAAGAGAUGCUCUGGUAGCUUGGCUUGAUUCAUUUUGUGAAGAUAGGAGUAUAACUUGCAUCAAUGAUGUAAGCUCAGGAACAGAUUUUUUGGACUUCAUUUCAAGACAUGAUUGUUCAAAGAAUUUCAGUAAUACACCACUGUCUAAGGAGUCAAUUUUCACUCUGAUUAGAGAAACAUUGGAAGGAAUCUAUGCCACUAACUUGACUGGGGAGAGCUCCAUCAUAGACUUUACAGCAGUUCUUCACCCAGACGUUUCAGCAGAAAAACUAGAGUUUGAACUUGCAAAGAUACUGCUGGCAUUAAUAGGGGCUUACUUCCAUCCAACCAAUGGAGAUAUUGGAGUCUUUGCCAAGAUCGCCCUGACCCUACCUACAGAAAAACAGGCACAGUUUCUUCAGAUGCUAGAACAUGUCCUCAGUAAAGACUUAGAUGAAGAGUUUGUGGGAGUUUUAUCCAAAAAAUUGGAUUCUGAUCCCGAUGGUGCUCUUUUCUUGAAACUAGUGACCACCCAUCCAGGCCCAGAGGCAUCGACGCCAUUAUUGGAACAGUCAUUCAACUUUGCCAGUAGAUGCAUCAAUGGCUCUAUAAGAGACAGUCCAAUUCCUGGUCAUCACAACAGUAGUGUCGCUAACCUUUCUGUACUGGAAAUCAACUCCCCACUUCGCAUGAUGUCCCUCAACUCCCCAACACCUGCUUCGUUUGGGGACCUCAUGCAUUCCCCUCAGCUCAUGCAGAAGGCACAGCUUCGACAGAAGGACAGAGAAAUCAAGCGAUUGGAGUUCAGUCUCCGCAGUGAGCAACACCUGAGAUGUGAACUGGAAAUGGAUCUAAAAGAAAAAUGUUCCACACUGGAACAGAAAGAGUUCAAAAUAAGAGAGCUAGAGGUAGCUAUUAGAGAACAGAGAAAGCUACAAGAUGCUGUUGAUGAACUGGACCAAGUGCAUAAUCUCAAUGAAAAACUGAAUCAGGAUUUACAAAGUUGCAAGGCUAAAAUGACUGACUUUCUAGAAAUGAAACAACAAAAAGAAUAUUUUGAGAAGCAGCACGAAGAAACCUUGACACAGUUAAAUCAGAUGGAAGAAGCUAUGCACAGCUUGGAAUCCUUGAAAAAGAGUCAUCAUGAGUACCGUAGCAAAUGCCACACACAGGAAGUGGAAAUCUCCAUGUUACAAACAACACUUCAGCACAGAGCUGAGGAAAUAGAGGCCCUCAAGGGACAACUGUCCACCAUGAAUGAGGCACGACAUGGUGCAAUUCAACAGUUUAAUGACAUGAAACGAGAGAAAGAGGAACUGGAAGAAAUGUUUGCUGCAACUGGUAUGGGUGGAAGUACUGGAGAAAACAUGGGAGUGGUAACGGAUAUCCGGAUCCGAGACCUAGAGGCCGAGUUAUAUCAGUUGAAGUCUGCCUGGAUUGACCCCAUAGCUCACGAUCAAGUGAAAAAAGAUCUGCUGCAAAUGACAGAAGCCAAAGAAACUUAUCAGACAAAGUUUUCUGAAGUUCACAAAGAUUUACUGGCAGCUCAGAGUGAAUUUGAUGCAAUGCAGUCAAAGGCCACCAGUUUAGAAUUUCAGCUUACUAAGAGUCAGCAGCUUUCUCAGCAACAGGAUGAAACCAUCAAAUCACAGACCAGGAAGCUUAGAGAGGAGCAGGAGACCCUGGCAUGUGUCAGAUUGUCAGAGGAGGGUCUGCAGACACGCUGUCAGGAGAUGGAGGAAUCUAUUACGAGUCUGAAGAAGGAGCUGGCCCGCAACCAAGCAGAGUACACGCUACUAACAGAAGAAUUUGAACGUGAAAAGCAAAUGCAUGAGACUAGACGACAGACAAUGACAACAUCCUAUGAUACAGUUCUAUCUGAAAAAAAGUCUCUGGAACAGUCAUUGAAUAAAGAAAAGGCCUCAUUAAUGAUUCAGAUAGAGGACCUUCAGAUUCGACUUGACUCCAAAACUGGGCAAGCUCGAAAUUCAGAAGAGGUUUUGAAAACUAAACUUGCAGCUGCACAAAACUCCGUGAAACAGACAGAAAUUGUUCUGGAGAAUGAGCGAUGGACCAAAGACAAUGUAAUAAAAGCUCUAAAAGAGGAAAUGACACAAUUGAAAGAGGAAAUAAAGCAGACAGAGGAAAAACUAAAUGCUCAGCUACGUGAGGCCAGACAGCAGGAGGAAUCAACUCAAUGGGAGAUCACUCAAAGGGAUCAAAGUAUUGAGGAGUUGAGGCAGCAACUGGAGGCCAUGAGGUCCCAAAGCAGGGAGGAGCAAGACCAGCACCAAGAGGAAAGGAACAGCCUUACACAAGAUCUCAGUCUACUGCAGAGUGAGAAGGAAAGAUUAAAAGCUAACUGUGUGAACUUUCAAGAAAAGAUCGAUAACAUGAGUGUUAAGAAUAAGUCUCAGUUAGAGGAACUUCAGAGCCAGCUGUCAUCUUGGCAGGACAAGCACCAGUUGAGUGUUCAUGACAAUCAGAAAUCUGUGGAGCAGUUGAGUGAACUCAAAGCUAAAAUCGAAGAAAAGGAACAGAAGUUUGAGUCUUUGAACACAAAUUGGAUGAGGGAAAAGGAGAAAAACGUGUUCCUCAGUAACAGGGUGAGUGAUCUAGAAAGUGACUACAAUGCUGAGAAGUGUUCCUCUGAGAAUAAGACCAUGGAAGUGAAUAGACAAAAGUGUGAAAUUGAGACACUGCAGAGAUCUUUGAAUAACACGAGGCAAGAAAAUGAUGAAUUCAAGAUGGAAAUUUUGGAACUGAAAACUAGCUACAAGAACUUGGAAUCAGAUAUGCAGAAUACUGUGGAUGAUAUGAAAAAUGACAUUUCUAAGAUAACAUCACAGAACAAAAAGUUGCAAAGUGAACACGAAAAUCUUCAAAUGGUUUCAAUGGAGAAGGAACAGACGAUGAAGAAGGAACUGAAUAGAUUGGAGCAGACAAGAAAUGACCUUGAAAAUCGUCUACAGCAAGAGAUUGAUUUCCACCAGGAGCAGCUCAGGCAACAUGAGGUAGCAAGUGAGCAGAACCAGAAGAUAAAUGUAGAAGUAUUGAUGUUACGUCAGCAUUUAAAUCAUAGAGAGGCAGAACUUGAAACAGUAAGAGAAGAGGUUCAGAAGAAACAAGACACAUUGGAAGAAAACAGUGGCCAGAUGGCACUAGUGAAGAAGAUUGCGGAGGUCAAGCAAGCAGACAAUGAACAACUCCAGCAGAAAAUCCAACAACUGGAAAAGAAGGUGAAAGAAAUGAAAGAGAGAGAAUUGAACCUUAACAAAGCACAGAACAGAAUGAAGACUGAAAGGGAUCAGUUUGAAAAACGUCUGCAAGAUAUGGAAACAACAGUUGGACAAUUGUCCAGAGAGUGUGAUUCUCUUGAAGUUGAAAAGAAUAAACUGAAUGGUCUGGUGGCAAAUUUAAGGAGCAGCUUGGGGGAUGUCCGUGCACAAAGAGAUGAACUUCAGACGCAGAUAGAUCAGCUAACCACUGAUAAAGCUAAGCAAGUCCAAAUAAUCUAUGACCAUGAAGAGGAGGCUCAAGAAUUGCAGCAGAAGAUCACAAGUUUGAAAGAAGAAGUUGAUUCCCUAACAAAGCAAACAUUUGCCAGCCAGUCUGUCAUUCAGCAAUCUGCCUCAGAAUGUGAGAGAUUGAAAGAGAAAAACAACAGAUUGGAAACUGAAAUUCAGACUCUGUCUUGUCAAUUAAAUGAUCAAUCUCAACAAAGGGAAUCACUCCAAAGCAGAAACCAGGAUUUGGAAGGUCAAGUAAUAAACCUUCACAAUGAGCUGGAGACAGAGAAGAGAAAUUUGCAUUCAUCUGUUAGUGAGAAAGAUGAGGCACAAAGACAGGUUGAGACUCUUACAGAGGAAAUCACUAGUCUUGAGUCUGAUCUCAACUCAAAAACACGAGAAUUUAUUGCUGAACUUAAAGAGAAAGGCCAGUACAUAACACAGUUAGAAGAGAGAAAUAAAAACCUGGAAAGCAAUCUUUCUGGGGAAAAAAUCAUUUCCGAAAGACUUUUAGAAGAAAAGAGUGAUCUUGAUAAAAUGAUUUUGGACUUGAAUGAAAAUUCAGAACAUCUGAGGAAUUCUUUGAAACAAAUAAGAGUAGAAAAUUCAAAUACCUUGAGUGAAUUGGAAUCCCUAAUAUCCAGAAACAAUGAUAUGGAAAAUGAACUGAAUUUGAAAGUUAAUGAAUGUGACAAUCUUGUGAAAGAAAAACAGAGCUUGUGUGAAAUGAUAGAGACAUUAAAAACCUCUGUAAACCAAUUGACAUCUCAACAGGAACAGAAUCUUAAUCAACUCGGGGAUAUGUCUGAAAAAUUUAGUGAAGCCAACAAACAACUUGAAUGCAAGGAAACGGAGGCAGAGAAACUGAGAUUAGAUUAUGAAAACUCUGUUGAGGAAAAGAAACAAGUAAUCAGUGAAUAUGGAGAGCAAAUUAGGACAUUGUGUGAAGAACACCAGGAGAAUGUGUCAGCUUUGAAAGAGGAGAAUUCACAAUUAAAGCAAAAAAGUGAAGAAGAAUUAAAGAGUUUAGUAGUAGACAUUACAGCAACAAAUCAUGAACUUAAGGAUGCUCGGGAUAGACGGAUGGCCAAUGAAAGAACAAUAGUAGAGCUGGAGAAGCAGUGUAAGGUGGAGAGGGAAGCUAAGAGAGAAAUGAAGGCUAUGUUUGAGAAAACUAUACAAGAACUGCAGGAGGAUGUGGACUUCAGAACAAAACGUUAUCAAGAGUUAGAGAAUCAAACUCACAGGAAACUUGAGGAAAAAGAGUCUUACUGGCGAGCACAGCUCGCACAAUUGGAAAAUGAAUACUCCAGGGCCUCUGAGGAGGUUAAAGAAAACUACAGCUCGGAGAUGACAGAGAAGCUCCACCAGAUGACUCAUCAAUAUGAGGCCAUGGUGGCUGAAAAAGAAGGCAUGCUUAGUAAUCAGAGGCUCAUCUUUCAAGAUCGCGUGUCUCAUCUGGAAAAUAGGGUUGCCCAGCGACAGAGGGAGGUGGAGGAUGCAAGAGGAAAAGCUAAAAAAUUAGAGGAUCUCCUUACAGAAGAGCUGACUAGCCAUAGGGAGCUGAAGUCCAUUACUCGUGAACUCAAGGACAAGAUCAUGGAUAAAGACAAUGUCAUCAAGGAACGAAACAUAGCUAUAGCACAGUUACAAAUGACAGCGAGUGAGAAGGAGACAGACAUUGCCAGUUCUUGUCAACAGAUUUCAACGCUUCAACAAGACAUUCAGUUCUUACAAGAUAAAGUCCAAUGUCUCUCUGAAGACAUUGAAAACCAGACCCACAACACUGGGGAUUUACAGAAAGAAGUGGAACUGUACAAAGAAGAGAGAGAUACUGCUUUGGCUGAAGUCAACAGUUAUAAACAACAGCUUGAUGCAGUAGAAGCUGAAAGAGAUAAAUGGCAGGAAGAAAAUGAAGGGUACUCUGAAAAGCUUGAAAAGUUCCAAGAAAACUUUAAUUACAAAUUGAAGCAAGCUGAACUUAAGGUACUUGAGACCCAAAACCAGAAGGAGAAUGCUGAACUUUCUCUAAAAAAUGAAAUCCACAGCUGGCAGAAAAAAUUAUACGAGGAAGGAGAAACCAAAGAAAAGCUGGAAAAUGAGUUGAAACAAGCCCUGGUGGAGAAUGAGAAAGCCCAGCGAAUGCUAGACAGCUAUAAAGUCCACUACAGCAAAAAGAAAGAACUCAUUGAGAUUCAGAACCAGGAAGUGGAAGCUCAUAGAAAUGUGGCUCGAGAUUUCCGCCAGAAGUGUGACAAGCUCACUUUAGAUAACAAGGUUCUAAAGCAAAAUUAUGAUGCAAUGAAAUCUGAAGCAGCUGCAUACAAAUCGAGACUGGAUAAGGCAGAAAAAGAUCUUGCCCCGAUAAAGGAGGAACUUCAAGCAGAGUGUUUAAAGAACAAACUACUCAACAAUGAUAUCCGAAGCGUGAAGGUUCAGUUAGACCAUGCUACUAGACAGCUGAGAGAUCUUAACAAGAAUGGUUGCAAGGUUACAGAAAAUGCUGAAUUGUUUUCCACGAACAAAGUUAUUGAUUCGAUCAAAAUGCAAGAUCAUGAAAUGGGGCAUGCUUUGUUUGGACAAACUGAAACCAAAAUGGUUCUGAGGCCUCGAGAGGCCAUUGAUUCCUUGGAUGAUUCAAUCUUUAUGGAGUCCCCACACAAAAAGGAACAUUUCAAAACGGUCAGCAAUAUAACCCUAAAGAGUGAAGUCAUGGAUGCCCUGUCAGAGCGAAGAAUGUCACUUAGGAGUCACUCCCAGCGUUUGUCAAGCUGUGAUAUGAACCAGAGUUUGUACAGUACUAGUUCCACAGCCUCUACUGCCAGUGUGCCACGUGGUGUGUUCCACUGUGAGGAUGAGCCAGAGGAAUUCGAAUGGAAUAGACUGACAGAACUACAAAGGAGAAACACCCUCUGUCCAGCCCACCUUAAAACAUCUUACCCUGUAGAAACCCAGCACGUCAAGCCUCAGGAAUUCACUGAUGAUGCACUGAGAUAUAGCAUGAUGCCUAGUGGCAAGAAACGCAAAAACGAACAGCUGAGCGAUGAAGACGAUACAAAAUCAUCCAUGCAUCUUCGGAGCAUUAAGCAAGCAAAACAUGGAUCUGUCCCACAGAAAUCAGCUCCUCUGACUCCUGCUAAACCAGAAACACCCUCUAGUGCAAGAAAGUCCAAAAAAACUCCGAAGAAAACACCUGGCAAACUCCGCACACCAAAACUCAGCACAAAUAGAGAAAAUUCAUCAUCCGUUAAAAAGUCGAGACUUGGCGGAUUAAAAUUCAGCAUAGGUUUUACGCCCAAGGACAAAAACAAAGAAAAUACCAAGAGUACAUCUAAGGUGGGUAAUCUUGUUAAGUUAUUUGAGGCACAGGGAUCACAGUCAUCUCAGAACGAGUCCAAAUUUCCCACACCUGUUGCAAAUAAAUGUAUCAAAACAUCAACACCUGUACAACACAAAAAUGUUGAAAUGAAAAGCAGUAAUUAUGAAAUACCAGCUGUACCGAAAAGCAAAGACCCUGAACUAUCAACAUCUGUUAAAGAGGGAGACAUUAGAAUUAAGACACCAACAAAACUGAAAAGCAGCAAAUUUCACACACCAGUCAGAUCAAAGCACAAAAUACCAGCUGAUCCAAUGAAAUUGGCUGUUACACCAGUAAAGGCAUUUGGGAGCUUUAUACAAAGAAUAUCUACUCCAAAGAGAUCACACAGGGUCAAACCUAUGGAAUUCAAUGUAAAGGAGUAAUGUUUGUACAUUUAGUAUUGUCAGAUUGUUAAUCUUCAUAUUUUGUCUUCAAUUUGUUUCAUGACAUUGGAGGAAUUUACAGAAAAUCUUUUCCCAUUGUUAGACUGGAUUUCCUAUGUAGGAUGGCUAUACACGUACAAUGUAGAUGCUAUUUGGGAUUUAUUGUUAGGGCCCCGCCAUAUGGUAAUCACUCCGUCUAUAAUCACUUUCUAUGGCACAUGGUAACUUAAGAUUCCUUGGAAAGGUUUUCAUCAAUUUUAUACAGGAUAUAAUCGUACUUGAAUUAGGCAGAGGAAACUCCUUUCAAUUUUUAUUGUCUUUGUCUUUACCAAGUUUGUGGGACUUAAAUUUUUUUUAAAUAUAUUAGAAAGAUAAUAGCAUAUUCUAUGGCAUGCAACUUGAGAUUACAUGAGAAGAUUCUCAUUUAAAGGCAAUGCAUGGAUUCCUAUAGUAAUCAAUGUCUGUUCUCUGUCAACACUUUCCAUGGCGUGUGAUAACUAAGUUUGCUUGGGAAUAUUUUCAUAAAUUUUAUACACAGUACUUGGGAUUAGGCAAAGGAGGGCCCCUUUUUCGAUUUAUUGUGGGGCCCUUUCUGUUGGUUUUCUAGUUACUUUUGUGUGUCACCUGUUUUCCUUAUUGUAACAGUUAGAGUUGAGCAGCCAGCAGCUGUAUGUCUGGUAGGUCUGGUGUUUCACAACAGAUAAGGUCAUUAAAACCUCCACUAAUGCCUUUAGGUUACAGGGCACACUCUUUAUUCUUAAGGUGCAUGCUUUCUAGUUCUGUAAAGUUUUCAUUCAAGAUUAUUAAGAAUCUAAACAGGAAUGUGCAUAAACAGCAGUUCAGAUGAUGUUGAUUAACAAUUCUUGACACCAUCUUCAUUUCUAGACACAAUCUAAUCAUGGGUUUGAUUUAUGCAUGCAUAAUAUGGUUACUUAAAGUUUGUUUUGAUAUACAUGUACUUUACUCCUGAGAAAAAAGAAUCAAUGAACAGAUGUGCAAAUUAUUCUAUAUUUCUCUGGUAACUUGAGGAUUUUAAUUUUUUUCAUUGUAAUAUGUGAAGUGUUUGGAAUCGCCUAGUAAUCAAUAUAAUUUUCUUUUUCAGGCCGAUAGGAAGCCCUUGAAAAGCAAAAACUGGUUUAACGUGGGACAUUAACUCUGUAGCUGAUCAGUUUCCUUAGCACUCUGAUAGAUAUUCUCGAAUAAAGGCAGAAUUUUACUGAGAUAUGUGAUUUGACAUUUACAACAUUCUGCAUCUUCAUACACUAUUUACAUUGUAAAAUUCCAUUUUAAGAUAUGUAUUUUCCGGAUAUUCAUGUCAGAGUUAAGUAUACUGCAUUAACUUUUGAUAUUCCAUUUCUAUAUACAAAAGGUAAACUGUAUACAACUAUGUGUGUUGUAGUUUUGAUAUGUAUAUAUAAUGUUGCUAUGUAAACAUGAGAUAUUUUAACUAUUCAGUUUUGUUAUUGUAAUUGGCCUCUCUCUUGGCAUGGAUUACACUUGUAUGAUAUAAUUCUUGGUUUUAUAAAAAUCACAAACUCCAAUGUAUAGCCAGGAAAGGUUGUGACUCUUUUUAUGUAAAAUGGAAUCAUGUUUUUACUAGUCAUGUAGAAAUAGCUUAGUGUAAACAUUAUUUAUUGUGUGUAAUCAUGUAAUUUGCUAUGUAUCUCCGUGCUUCAGGCACCAGAAAAUGGCAGCAGUAAAGGAAGUAAAACAUAA